UGAGGUUUGCUGUGAACAAUAUCAAAACAUUACAUUAUUUAGGUAUUACAGUAGUGGCUGCCUUGCUGUAAUGAUUUGGCAGUGCUCACAGCCUUCCCCUCACCCCCAGCUCACCACUUCUUGCAUCAGUAAGGUAAUGAAGUAAUUAGCGUUCAGAAUGGAGAAUUACAUUGGUCCUUGGCACUUCAGUGACUCUGUAUGCAAACAAAAAUUAUUCUAAAAUUAUUUUUUUUAAAGUUUCACAGCACCUUGUGGAAACAGGUAUUUUUUUCAGCUGGCAGCACAAGUGUUUCAGAUUUCUGCUGUGCAUACUGCAGAUAAUAUCAGCUGAAGCAAAGCUCUUCCUAUGCUACUGUGACAACAACUCUUGAUCAAAGGGCAUUCAGGGUUGUGUGGCUUUUUUUUUGUUUUCUUUAAAGGGAAAGAAAGGUGAUAACAAAAACAUCACUGACCUGUAUAAGAUUUGGGUGUCUGAAGUUCAGGGAAGAUUGUUCUGUUUUUAUUUAUCUUACAAGGAGGGUGAAUGUGGGGGGAAAAAGACUGAGAAACCUUAGGAGACAUUGAGGAGACUGAUGUUUCAAACACUGAAAUUUAAACAUUUACUGUCCAGUGCAGAUGAGCAGAGUAGAAUGUCAGAAUGUUACAGUCCAGUAAAAAUCUCCUAGGUUGCUUUGACAUUUACCUCUGGUAAACUUUCUCCUACUCUGCCUACCUACUACCAUAUAAUCAUUGAACUGAUAAAUGGGCGCUUAAUAACUGCUACCUUGCUGUGUGGUCCACUGUUAUAUCUGAAUAUGUUGUAGAGCUUUACAUUUAUGAAAACAGUGUAGUUCCUCAAAGGGGAUUUUUUAUAAGCCUUCUGUCUUAUGCUUUGCAGGAAUAUUAAUUAUUCAGAUAUAGACUGAUCAGUUUUACUCUUCAGUAAUGUGUGCUCUGCCUUAAAGUAAACAAACAAAUGAGGCAACAGUUGCCUCUUACAAGCUUUUGUAGCUUAGUCUUCUUCUGAACAGUUGUAUAGAACAUCCUAUACAAUCUUUAGGAAAGUAUGCACAUGUCGCACUUAGCAGGAAUGCAUUCUAAAGUGAAAACUGAGUAUGAUGGGAGAUGUCAGUCUUAGUAAGAAAUGCAUCUAUUAGGUGGGAGGAGGAAGUCCCUUGUCAGAUAUUUGUGUCUAAAGCAGUCUGAAUUACAACCAGGAAUGUUGAUAUUUUUCUGUAUCAUUGCUUUUUGUUUCAUCUUAAGUCUCAAAGUGGUGGUAGAUAGGAGCUUCCUUAGCUGUCAUCUCUCAAUUGAGAUCUUUUUGUUGUCUUUUCUGUCGUCAUGUUGAAUAACUUCUUUGGGUGGUAAAGGAAUUAGCUGCUAUAAAUGCUAACCAUGGCUUUAUGCAGUCUGAAGAAUUUGUUUCUCACUUCAGAUCUCAAGUGUGGGCUUCUAGGUGGAAAGGUGUAAUAAAGAACUGUUUGCUCUGUCUUUUGGCAUCAACCUGACAAUGAUGGUGUACUUGCAUUGGAAGUAGAUGGAAUUACAGAAAUCCUCCUGUCAUGGAAAGACAGAGCUGCAUAGGAACCAGGAAAUAAAAUAAUGCUAACGAGACAACCGCAUCCCUGAAGUUCAGGUUUUCAGGCUCGCUGCCAUUAUGGGUGGAGGUGGAGUUUGUUCAGCCUCGAUCAGUUUGUUCUUAGACCAGAAUAAUAAUGAGCAGCAAGCUUUGAAUUCAAUCAUGCAGGAUUUGGCUGUGCUUCAUAAGGCCAGUCGUCCUGCACUGCCCCAGCAAGAAACAGGAAAACCAAAGUCAUCUUCACCUAAAAAACAGAAUGAUGUUAGAGUCAAAUUUGAACAUCGAGGUGAAAAAAGGAUACUCCAAUUACCCAGGCCUGUCAAACUUGAAGAUCUUGUAGCUAAAGCUAAGGUUGCGUUUGGACAGACUAUGGAUUUACAUUACUGCAAUAAUGAGCUUGUAAUUCCAUUAACCACACAGGAUGACCUGGACAAAGCUGUUGAACUGCUUGACCGUAGUGUUCAUAUGAAGAGUCUCAAGAUAUUGCUUGUAAUACAUGGAAAUACACAGUCACCCAGUGUAAAUAAUGUGGAACCCCUACCCUCACUGGAAGAUUUAGAUAAUACAGUGUUUGGUGUGACAGAAAGAAAAAGGAGGCUUUCUGUAUUAGGUUCUAAUAAUCGUGACAGGAGUUCACCUCCCCCAGGAUACAUUCCAGAUGAGCUGCAUCAGGUGGCUCGAAAUGGGUCGUUCACCAGUAUCAACAGUGAGGGUGAAUUCAUUCCAGAAAGCAUGGAUCAGAUGCUGGAUCCACUGUCUUUGAGCAGUCCUGAAAAUUCUGGCUCAGGAAGCUGUCCCUCACUUGACAGCCCUUUAGAUGGAGACAACUAUCCCAAAUCUCGGAUGCCGAGAGCACAGAGCUAUCCAGAUAAUCAUCAGGAAUUCUCAGUAGAUUAUGAUAUCCCAAUAUUUGAGAAGUUUGGAAAGGGGGGAACUUAUCCCCGCAGAUACCAUAUUUCAUAUCAUCAGCAAGAUUACAAUGAUGGUCGUAAAACCUUUCCAAGAGCCAGGAGGACGCAGGGGAACAGCUUCCGGUCACCUGUUAGUUUCAGUCCCACUGAUCACUCGCUGAGCACCAGCAGUGGGAGCAGUGUCUUCACACCAGAGUACGAGGAUAACAGGAUGAGGAGAAGGGGGAGCGACAUUGACAAUCCUACCUUGACAGUCAUGGACAUCAGCCCACCCAGUCGCUCACCACGAGCUCCAACUAAUUGGAGACUUGGCAAACUGCUGGGUCAAGGUGCAUUUGGCAGAGUGUAUCUGUGUUAUGAUGCUGAUACCGGAAGAGAACUGGCUGUUAAACAAGUGCAGUUUGAUCCUGAUAGUCCAGAAACUAGCAAGGAAGUAAACGCUCUUGAAUGCGAGAUUCAGUUGCUGAAAAAUCUGCUGCAUGAGAGGAUCGUUCAGUAUUACGGCUUCUUGAGGGACCCACCUGAAAGAACACUCUCUAUAUUCAUGGAAUACAUGCCAGGGGGGUCCAUCAAAGACCAAUUAAAAUCAUAUGGAGCACUCACAGAGAACGUGACUCGCAAAUACACACGGCAGAUCCUAGAAGGAGUUCUCUAUUUGCACACAAACAUGAUCGUCCAUCGAGACAUUAAAGGAGCAAAUAUUCUGCGAGAUUCAGCAGGCAAUGUGAAGCUGGGUGACUUCGGUGCCAGCAAACGACUGCAGACCAUCUGUCUGUCUGGUACAGGAAUGAAGUCUGUCACAGGAACUCCAUACUGGAUGAGUCCAGAAGUUAUCAGUGGAGAAGGGUACGGCAGAAAAGCAGAUAUCUGGAGCGUAGGUUGUACAGUGGUAGAAAUGCUCACUGAGAAGCCCCCAUGGGCAGAAUUUGAAGCAAUGGCUGCCAUCUUUAAGAUUGCCACUCAGCCAACCAAUCCCCAGUUACCACCUCAUGUCUCAGACCAUGCUCGGGAUUUCCUGAAAAGGAUUUUUAUCGAGGCCAAGCUGCGACCAUUUGCAGAUGAACUGCUAAGACACACGUUUGCACACUAUCACUAACAGCCUGCCUCAACUCAGCUUGCGUCUGCUGCAUUUAUUUUCUAUUUGACUGCACUUUUAUUUUUUAUUUUUUACAAAAAGGAGAAAAAAGACAAGAGAGAGAACGCGUUCUCUUGAAUCUUUGUUUCACUUAGAUUGUAAACAAUCUAAAUUUUGUAUCUAAAAUGAGAAUCUUCCCUUCCCUGCUCCCACCGGGACUAGAACUUCUUGUUUCUAUAAUGUACUGAUGUGGUUCAUGUAGAUAAAGCACUUUAGUACACGUUUGUUCCUUAUUUAAAGAGGGAAAAAUAAUAGAAAUGAUUGGACAGUCAGGAACUGUGUGACUUUUUUUCUG
Lagopus muta (rock ptarmigan) is the source of this 3899-nucleotide messenger RNA. It is a transcript of the gene MAP3K2, whose product is annotated as mitogen-activated protein kinase kinase kinase 2. The record is from RefSeq and is a predicted model, not a curated record. Lineage: Eukaryota; Metazoa; Chordata; Aves; Galliformes; Phasianidae. Bases 1637 to 3565 code for a protein of 642 amino acids. Gene Ontology annotation, biological process: protein phosphorylation. Gene Ontology annotation, molecular function: protein binding; ATP binding; protein kinase activity. The transcript is spliced from 18 exons.